Camellia sinensis is the source of this 1281-nucleotide messenger RNA. Lineage: Eukaryota; Viridiplantae; Streptophyta; Magnoliopsida; Ericales; Theaceae. The record is from RefSeq and is a predicted model, not a curated record.
AUGAUAAUUCUAUCUUGGAAUAUCAAGGGUAUGGGUAGAGUUGGGAAAAGGCUUAGAAUUAAGGAAGUUCUUAGAGAAAGGAAAGUGGAUGUUGUGUUUUUUCAAGAAACUAAAAAAGCUAGGAUGGUUGAGGGUUUGGUUCGUUCAUUAUGGCCAUGGGAUCCAGAUGGAACAGUAGAGGGGUUGCUAUGUGUGUGGAGGCCUUCGGUGUUCUUAACGAAUUCUUGUUGUAGUAGCCGAAAUGUCAUUAUAGUGCCAGGUAUUCUUCUCCCUGACUUUGAGUGUGUGUUGGCUAAUGUCUAUGCACCAAAUGAUGUUGUAAGAAGAGGGCUCUUCUGGUAUUCUAUUGUCAGAUUAAAGACCAGCUUUCAGAAGCCAUGGUGCCUGGGAGGGCAUUUUAAUGAAGUUAGGAACCCAUGGGAACGCAAAGGCUAUCUAAGAAGAGAUAGGGAAAUAAAGGAUUUUAAUGACUUCAUAGAUUUAAUGGAAGUCACAGAGCUUCCUCUGCUAGGCAGACAGUUCACUUGGUGCAAUGCUAUGGAUGGUGAAAAAUGGAGUAAGCUUGAUAGGUUUCUCCUAUCUCCUGAGUGGGUUCAUAUGUUCAAGUUUAAGUUUUGGGGAUUGCCAAGGUAUGGUUCAGAUCACUGCCCAAUUAUACUCAUGGAGGAUGUUAGAGAUUGGGGUCCGAGGCCUUUUAGGUUCAUAAAUGCGUGGGUACUGCAUCCUCAAUUCCUUUCUUUUGUUAAGCAGUCUUGGGAGGAAUUGGGUAUAUCUGUAGGGGCUAGCUUUGUCAUUUCUUCCAAGCUGAAAGUUCUCAAGUUAAAAUUAAAGCAAUGGAAUCUAGAGGUCUUUGGGGACAUCAAACAUAAUCUAAAGGUUGCGAAAGAGGUGUUACAUAAAUUGGAGUUGGUUGCGGAAUCUAGACUACUUGAUGAUUCGGAAAAGGAGAGGAGGAAUGUGUUGAGAGGGGAGGUAUGGAAGUGGAGCACAAGGGAGGAGUGGAAGAAUAGGAUUUUGCUCAAUUCUCUAACAGUUGAUGGGAAUCUUGUUGAGGAUCCUGAGAAGCUGAAGGAGGAGGUAUUCAGGUAUUGUAAAGGCCUAUCUUCUAAGAAUUGGAAAGUGAGGCCAAAGCUGAUUGGUCAGUUUAAGUCCAUUGGAGGUACUCCGGAAGUCCAGUUGAUUGAGUCUGAAUUCACGUUAGCAAAGAUUUGGGAGGCAGUUAAGAUGUCUAAAGGAAACAAAGCUCCUGGUCCGGAUGGGUUCAAUCUGGCUUGUUUUUAG